Molecule: messenger RNA, 2377 nt
Organism: Rattus norvegicus (Norway rat)
Lineage: Eukaryota; Metazoa; Chordata; Mammalia; Rodentia; Muridae
Source: RefSeq, a predicted model, not a curated record
ACGAUGGGCGUGGCCGCAAAGCCGGGCCCUCAGAUCGAGGCUGCCUCCCCCUCUCAGCCGGCAGCACAUUCCGCCGCCGUUGCCGCCGCCGGCCCCGCAGUCGUCUUCGCCAGAGCUGCUGUGGUACCCGGGCUCAGGGCAGGCGAGGGCAGCCAAGGAGCGGAGGCCGGGGAGGCCGGGCGAGAGGAAGGGAGCGGACGGGCGGGCGGCGCAGGCGGCGGCCGGCUUCCUGGGAGCGUCGGUGCGGCGCGGUGGUUGGGGCGGAUCCCGCGGGGCCCGGGCGGGGGGGGAGAGUCGCCGGCCCGGCCAUGGCGGACAACGAGAAAUUGGACAACCAACGGCUCAAGAAUUUUAAGAACAAAGGCCGCGACUUGGAGACUAUGAGAAGACAACGAAAUGAAGUUGUAGUUGAAUUAAGAAAGAAUAAAAGAGAUGAACAUCUCUUAAAGAGAAGGAAUGUACCACAAGAAGAUAUCUGUGAAGACUCUGAUAUAGACGGUGAUUAUAGAGUGCAAAAUACCUCUCUAGAAGCUAUUGUUCAAAAUGCUUCAAGUGAUAACCAAGGAAUUCAAUUAAGUGCAGUUCAAGCUGCUAGGAAGCUUUUAUCCAGUGAUCGAAAUCCACCAAUUGAUGACUUAAUAAAAUCUGGAAUAUUGCCUAUUUUAGUUCAUUGUCUUGAAAGAGAUGACAAUCCUUCUUUACAGUUUGAAGCUGCAUGGGCUUUGACAAACAUUGCAUCUGGAACGUCUGAACAGACGCAAGCAGUGGUUCAGUCCAAUGCUGUCCCACUUUUCCUGAGGCUUCUGCAUUCACCCCAUCAGAAUGUCUGUGAACAGGCAGUGUGGGCAUUGGGAAAUAUUAUAGGUGAUGGACCUCAGUGUAGAGAUUAUGUGAUAAGCCUUGGAGUUGUAAAACCUCUGCUUUCAUUCAUAAGUCCAUCUAUUCCUAUAACAUUCUUAAGAAAUGUUACCUGGGUCAUGGUCAACUUAUGUCGCCACAAGGACCCACCACCACCAAUGGAGACAAUUCAGGAGAUUCUUCCAGCUCUUUGUGUAUUAAUUCAUCACACAGAUGUAAAUAUACUGGUAGAUACUGUCUGGGCCCUAUCUUACCUUACGGAUGCUGGCAAUGAGCAGAUACAGAUGGUAAUAGACUCUGGAAUAGUUCCUCAUUUGGUUCCGCUACUCAGCCACCAGGAAGUUAAAGUUCAGACUGCUGCACUGCGAGCUGUGGGCAACAUUGUCACUGGAACUGAUGAGCAAACACAAGUAGUUUUAAACUGUGAUGCUCUCUCACACUUCCCAGCACUCCUCACUCAUCCCAAAGAGAAAAUUAAUAAGGAAGCAGUGUGGUUCCUCUCCAACAUCACCGCAGGAAAUCAACAGCAGGUUCAGGCAGUAAUUGAUGCCAAUCUUGUACCAAUGAUAAUACACCUUUUGGAUAAGGGAGAUUUUGGCACUCAGAAAGAAGCUGCUUGGGCCAUAAGUAACUUAACAAUUAGUGGGAGGAAAGACCAAGUCGCCUAUCUCAUCCAACAAAAUGUUAUUCCACCUUUUUGCAAUUUGCUGACUGUAAAAGAUGCACAAGUCGUGCAAGUAGUGCUUGAUGGACUAAGUAAUAUAUUAAAAAUGGCUGAAGAUCAAGCGGAAACCAUAGCCAAUCUCAUAGAAGAAUGUGGUGAAAUGUACAACAAAAUGGGAUACCUAAUCCAUCCUGGAAGAAGCAGGAAGUGGCACCUGAGCUGGAUUGUGAGAGAUGAAUAAGGAUUAAUAAAGUAAAAAGGGAUGAAAGGUGUUCCAGGCAGAGAUAACAACAUGAGCAAAGUCUGAGGUGAGAAUUAGCAUUCAGCAAAUUAUAAAUAAUUCAGUAUUGCUGAAUCACAGAAUAUGGGAUGGCAACUGCCUUGAGUUGAAGCUUGAAAAGCAGCCAGUGAUGAGAUGUUGGGAAGUCAGGAGUUUUCUUGAACAGCACAUACUUAUUUAUUCUAUAGGACAAUAGUUACCAAAUCUUGCUUUGGUCCAGAACCACCUAGAAUGUGAACAACACAGUACUUUUUAACUCUUAAAGUUAAUCUUUAGGCCAAAAAAUUGUGCCAGUUGUGGAUGUGGAACAAAAUGUAAAUGUCCACCUGAAUAAGCCUAGAGUAAGAGAACCUAUAAAAACUUAAGUGAGAAGCCUAGGUUUGGAAGACUGUUGCAAUAAGGAAUAGGUAUUAGGACACUGGCAUACAGCUCUGUAAGCACUGUACAAUGCUUAUUAAAGUAUGUUUGAAGCCCCAGUAUGUCUCUAUCCACCCCUGAAAAAAAAUGAAGAAAAAAUUGAAACAGAUUAAUGGCAUAAGAAUAUUAAAAUUGCUAACAUGACAAAUAGAACAAAA